GGUGCGGGCCGGCGCGGGAGGGCGCGGGAGGCGGGGAGCGGCGGCCUCUGAUUGGCCGGGGCGGGGGAGUGAGCGGAGUUUCCCACAAUGCCCCGGUGCGGUGCAGCCGCGGAUGGAUGCUGCGGGAAGGGGCUGCCAUUUGCUGCCCCUGCCAGCGGCGCGCGGACCUGCCCGCGCUCCUGCAGCCGCCGCCGCCGCCGCCGCCAGCCCGCCCGGCCCCUGCAGCGGCGCCGCCUGCGCUCCCUCCGCGGCCGCCGGAGCGGGCGCCAUGAACCCCAGCUCCUCGGCGGGAGAGGAGAAAGGGGCGACGGGCGGCAGCAGCAGCAGCGGAAGCGGCGCCGGGAGCUGCUGCCUGGGCGCCGAGGGCGGCGCGGACCCGCGGGGCGCAGGGUCAGCCGCGGCGGCGGGGGCCGCUGCCCUGGACGAGCCCGCGGCCGCCGGCCAGAAGGAGAAGGACGAAGCGCUGGAGGAGAAGCUGAGGAACUUAACUUUCCGGAAGCAGGUCUCGUACAGGAAAGCAAUCUCCCGGGCAGGCCUCCAGCAUCUGGCUCCUGCACAUCCCCUCAGCCUUCCUGUGGCAAAUGGUCCAGCCAAGGAGCCCAGAGCGACUUUGGACUGGAGUGAGAAUGCCGUGAAUGGAGAACACCUGUGGCUGGAGACCAACGUCUCGGGAGACCUCUGCUACCUUGGAGAGGAGAACUGCCAAGUCAGAUUUGCAAAAUCAGCUCUCAGGAGGAAGUGUGCAGUCUGUAAAAUCGUCGUCCACACCGCCUGCAUUGAGCAGCUAGAAAAGAUUAAUUUCAGAUGUAAACCAACAUUUCGAGAAGGAGGCUCAAGGUCACCAAGAGAAAAUUUUGUACGUCAUCACUGGGUGCACAGGCGUCGGCAGGAGGGGAAAUGUAAGCAGUGUGGUAAGGGCUUCCAGCAAAAGUUCUCCUUCCACAGUAAAGAGAUUGUGGCUAUCAGCUGUUCCUGGUGCAAGCAGGCGUUUCACAAUAAGGUGACCUGCUUCAUGCUGCAUCACAUUGAAGAACCCUGCUCCCUGGGGGCUCAUGCUGCUGUUAUUGUCCCGCCCACUUGGAUCAUUAAGGUGAAGAAACCUCAGAACUCCCUGAAGGCUUCAAAUCGGAAGAAGAAGAGAACAAGCUUUAAAAGAAAAGCCAGUAAAAGAGGGAUGGAACAGGAAAACAAAGGUCGUCCUUUUGUGAUAAAACCCAUCUCUUCUCCUCUCAUGAAACCCUUGCUUGUAUUUGUGAAUCCCAAGAGUGGAGGCAACCAGGGAACCAAAGUCCUGCAGAUGUUCAUGUGGUACCUGAAUCCACGGCAAGUCUUUGAUCUUUCUCAGGAAGGGCCAAAAGAUGCGCUUGAAUUGUAUAGGAAAGUACCAAAUCUGCGAAUUCUGGCCUGUGGUGGGGAUGGAACGGUGGGCUGGAUCCUUUCCAUCCUGGAUGAACUGCAGCUGAGCCCUCAGCCUCCUGUGGGGGUCCUUCCUCUGGGGACUGGGAAUGACCUGGCUCGAACUCUCAACUGGGGAGGGGGCUACACUGAUGAACCUGUUUCUAAGAUCCUGUGUCAAGUGGAAGAUGGGACAGUUGUACAGCUAGAUCGCUGGAACCUCCAUGUGGAAAGAAACCCCGACUUGCCUCCAGAAGAACUUGAAGAUGGCGUAUGUAAGCUCCCUCUGAAUGUUUUCAAUAACUACUUCAGCCUUGGAUUUGAUGCCCAUGUCACACUGGAGUUCCAUGAAUCCAGAGAAGCAAAUCCAGAGAAAUUCAACAGUCGUUUUCGAAAUAAAAUGUUCUAUGCAGGGGCAGCUUUUUCUGACUUCCUACAGAGAAGUUCUAGAGAUCUAUCCAAACAUGUUAAAGUUGUUUGUGAUGGAACAGAUCUCACCCCAAAGAUUCAGGAACUGAAGUUCCAGUGUAUAGUAUUUUUAAAUAUACCCAGAUAUUGUGCUGGCACAAUGCCCUGGGGAAACCCAGGUGAUCACCAUGAUUUCGAACCUCAGCGUCAUGAUGAUGGUUAUAUUGAAGUCAUUGGAUUUACCAUGGCCUCUUUGGCAGCCCUGCAAGUUGGGGGCCAUGGAGAGAGGCUACACCAGUGUCGAGAAGUCAUGCUUCUAACUUACAAAUCCAUCCCCAUGCAAGUGGAUGGGGAGCCCUGUAGGUUGGCCCCAGCUAUGAUUCGGAUCUCCCUGAGGAAUCAGGCCAACAUGGUACAGAAGAGCAAGAGGAGAACAUCCAUGCCUUUACUCAAUGAUAUUCAUCAGGUGCAAACUGCGGACCUGCGGCGAGUGUCUGCUCCCCCCGGCUCCUUCACCAUUCCCCAGUCUGUCCCAGAUCGUCUGAGGAUCCGGGUGAACAAAAUCAGUUUACAAGACUAUGAAGGAUUCCACUAUGACAAGGAGAAACUCCGAGAAGCUUCUAUUUCAGACUGGUUAAGAACCAUUGCUGGGGAACUAGUGCAGUCAUUUGGAGCGAUACCUCUGGGUAUUCUAGUUGUGCGUGGAGACUGUGAUUUGGAGACUUGCCGUAUGUACAUAGACCGCCUACAGGAGGACCUACAGUCAGUUUCUUCUGGCUCCCAGAGAGUUCAUUACCAGGACCAUGAAACCUCCUUCCCCAGGGCUCUCUCAGCACAGAGGCUCUCUCCUCGGUGGUGCUUCCUAGAUGCAACUUCUGCUGAUCGCUUUUAUCGAAUAGACAGAUCUCAGGAACAUUUGCACUUUGUGAUGGAGAUUUCCCAAGAUGAGAUUUUUAUUCUGGACCCAGAUAUGGUGGUGUCACAGCCGGCGGGGACACCUCCGGGCAUGCCUGACCUGGUGGUGGAACAAGCCUCGGGGAUCUCAGACUGGUGGAAUCCUGCCCUGCGGAAACGCAUGCUGAGUGACAGUGGGCUGGGGAUGAUAGCUCCCUAUUAUGAGGACUCAGAUCUGAAAGAUCUCAGCCACUCCCGCGUGCUACAGUCACCAGUCUCUUCAGAAGAUCAUGCAAUUUUGCAGGCAGUAAUAGCUGGUGAUCUUAUGAAGCUAAUAGAAAGCUAUAAAAAUGGAGGCAGUCUGCUAAUUCAGGGACCAGACCACUGUUCACUCCUUCACUACGCAGCUAAAACCGGCAACGGGGAGAUUGUGAAAUAUAUCCUUGACCACGGACCUUCCGAGUUAUUGGAUAUGGCAGACAGUGAAACGGGUGAGACUGCACUGCACAAGGCUGCCUGCCAGCGGAACCGGGCUGUGUGCCAGCUUCUGGUGGAUGCAGGAGCAUCUCUGAGAAAGACGGACUCCAAGGGUAAGACACCUCAAGAAAGAGCACAGCAGGCUGGGGACCCAGACUUGGCUGCUUACCUAGAAAGCCGUCAGAACUAUAAGGUCAUUGGCCAUGAGGACCUGGAAACUGCUGUUUGACCCUGGUAUUCGGGCAAAGAGGACAUGAGCAAGCGUAUCACAUCUGCCCUCCCUGCAAUUGGGCAGCUCCCCUGGAAGAAGCUGAUGGAAUUCAUAUAUCUGUCUCUCUCCUGCAAGAAUCUACCUGAGACCAUGCCACUAGCUUUUAAGGGCUACCAAGAUGUACAACAGAACAUGAUAGCCCAUUGAGAAGGAGGCAGGAUACCUGGAGAUUUGUGGAAUACAGUACGAGUUCCACAAAAUUUGAUCCUUAUUGCUUCCAGCAAGUAGCAUGAACUUCUGUGUUCACCUGUAUAAUUUAUUUUAAAGAUUCAAAGGAUGUUCGUAUAAAUGGCACUGCUCCAUCCUCCCCCUAUGCAUUGGUUUUUUUCCCUGUACCAUACAAUUCUACUGUAACUACCCAUCAACUUAAAGAAAAAUAUUAUCUCUUCUCUUUACAUUCAGUCUUGGAAGACCACAAGAUUGUCUGAAGGCCUUCUAAAACCUUCUGAAUGUCCUGCAGAAAUAUAACUGUAAAACCACUUCCAUUUCUAAGACUAAAUAUAUCAAGACUAUUUAGUGACUCUCUCUGCAUGUCCCCCUCACCCGCCAACCCUCCGUUUCAUUAUAUAGGAGCUGGGAAGUGCCACAUGGAUAAUGUCAACUUGUGUGCUAUAUCUCUGAGGAAUGGUGAGGUGGCAUGGGAGAUGUCUGUGCUUGGAGGUACCUCAGAGAGGUAACCCAGGGGUCAGCCCAGGCUGCUGGGCUGUAGCCAAUAGCCAUGCAGGACUGGUUCAGCUUGGGCUGUCUGUACAGCUCCGUACUGCCUAUGUGUAGCCAUCUUUGCCUUUUGCUGCAAUAGAAGAUGAGCAAAGGAUUAAACAGAGGCCCACAGCUAGUUUGCAGAACCACUCAAUUUUAAGUGCUGUUUAAAUUGCAGAGCAAAUAAUCCUGUGUGGGAACUGUGGUUACAGGAAAUGGAGCACUCUAACAAUGUUUACUUCUAAACUUUGUUGAAUGAUAAUAGAAAGCACCCUAAUUGACUUGGAAAAAAAAAACAGCAAAAGCAAAAGUAGCAACAUAUGUCAACAUAUGUCACUGAAAUAGGAAACAGUCAUUGGAAUGUUGCACAGAGGCUAAUAACUAUAGACUGUUGGAUACAGUGGUGAGAGGAGCCCCAUUUUAGGUCUUUCUUUUAGGUUUUUGGUUUUCAUUACUCCAAGUAAUCCUUGACCCAAGAACAAAGGCUUGUUGUAUGAGUUCCACUGCCAGAUUUAUGGGAUGCCUGGAUCAUUCAGAAGGAUGCUUCAACUAUUAUUUGUCAGGUCCAAAGGUCGUACUUAAUAACCCCAUUUUCUAUGUAUGGGGUAGUCUAAUAUAUUAUUUUAUCUACUUUAUUUUUCCCUUUUCAGAAAGUCCUUAGUGCAAACCACCAUUGGAAUCUAGCCAGAAAUGUCUGUCAGAUAGUUAGAAUUGUAACAUCUAAACCUGCCACGGAUCGAAUGGUACUUACAGGUACCUCUCUUAGGGACUCUGUGAUCCCUAAAAUAUCAGAAGAAAAUGUCUGUCUUUCUGUCCAAAUAUCUACUUGACUUGGGGGUAAGUCAAAAAUAAAAGUAGGUGUCCAAGGAUUUUACUUUUGGCGAAAUCUGACGUCUCCUGAGCUUAUUUUCAUUUUGUCCUUGGACAUAGCAUAGUGCUUCCCUAAUGUUUCUACAUAUGACCAUGAAUGAUAGUGUCUCUACAUUUAAUUUAAAAGUCUAAUGGUGACAUUUUGCUUAUCUGAGUCACAUUUCGGUAACAUAUCAUCAUUUUGAAAGUGCGGCUAUGACGUGCUAUAUUAAACAGGAACAGCCUUUCAGUGGAUGGGGAUUUUAUUACCACAGUCUUUCCAUAGUCAUUUCAAAAUCAAAUUGUUGGUGGGAGGAUGGAUUGGGUUGUGAGUAAUCUACUUCCAUAUAUCAGCCUCAGAAAUGGAACUAUCCUUUGGAUAUUACAGGAGACACUGCAGCAGAUUGUUUCCAGAAGCUGGAAAAAUAUGCUCCAGGAGAAUUUAAUCACUGGGCUUUUGCUGGGGGAUUUUUAGUUGGCGGGACUGUCAAGGAAAUGUGAUGACAGAAAUAUAAUCCUUAACACAAACUGGAAUCUGGCUUUGAAUGGCAUCUUCCAUUCCCUGGAUUGAGUCAAAUGUUUGGCCAAGCAGUCAGUUAUCUAGCUGUUACUGUUGGGAUGAAGAACUCUGUUUUCAUCAACUACCAUCUCACAUUUCUCUAAAUACUUCCAAGUAGCCCAGAGAAAAUUUAGGGUACAGGUGGCUAUGGGCCAAUUUCUAAAUAGCUCCAAUUGAAGACAUAAAUCUGUGUUAUGAAAAAUGAUGAGUUGGUACUGUAAGAUUCCUGAUGCAUUUGGAAAUUUUUUCAAACCAAAAAAAAAAAAGGCAUUAGAGUCCUGUGUUAUUCAUGGAGACCAAUAUUUGAUAUAUCGCUUUGAAAAAAGCAAGUACCACUAGGACUUGGGAUUUCCAAAAUAAAGUGAGCAGAAUAACCACAUGUUUAAUGGCUUCAACAUUAAACCACCUCCUGUAGCAUGUUUUAAAAAUUGGUCCUGGGCUUUGGAAAGAGCUAAGGCCUUAUGGUCUAGGAGUUUCCAUCUCAGCUUAAGUAUAUUGUAUCCCUACUAUUAGGACAUCAGGAAAGCAAGUGAUCUAGUCCUGGUCUGAAGUGCCAUGUAACUUUAACAGACAUAAAAAUAUGUACCUAUAGAAAUAUCAUUUCUACAAAGCCUACUGAGACAGCACUGAAGAGGCAGCUAGCUUGGCUGACUCCUCUGUGUUUGUUUCUUUGUGUCAUGGCACUGACUGCUUUGAGAUUCCAUUUUUAGAUGUGGUUGAUAGAGGAAUGGAAAAUGAAGAGUUAUUAAAAGACAACAUUCUGUAACCUGAAAGGUAGUCAUUUUUGCAAGCUUAUAUUUUAAUAUUGUGCAUUUAACAAAAUAGAACACAGUUAAACUGUGCUUUAUCGUAUUCAAGGACUUCAUAAAGAAUAAGAGAGAAGAUUAGUAAGCCAAGAAUGGAAUAAAUACCAUGACUAGGAAUUUUGCUUUCAGAGCUUAUGUUUCCUCUGUAGAUGUGAUAACCAAAAACCAGUGCAAGUUUUGAAACAUAAUUUAGCUGGCAAAUGCACAGUGAUGGAAAUUAGUAAUGACUGAUGGAGAGCCGUACAUACCUGUUGCUCCUUAUCCUUUCAGAAUGGCUGCUUUGGCAGAUCUGCCUGUGCUGGGAGCUACUCAACAUCACUUCAUUUUCAUCUGGACCUAGUGAGAGUCCCUUUGCCUAACGAAUUUCUGAAAUUUAUUUAUUUACUAGACCCCUUAUAAUAUUCAUGGCUUUAAAAAAUGACACAGCAUCUUUAUUUUAUUACAUGUCAAUUUUAUUAAUAAUAUUUAGGGGUUUUUUUAAAUUAUAAAAAUGGCACAUGCUUUUUAUAAAAUGUUUUAAUACCACAGAUGAGUAUCACAUCCACAGUCAAGGCAUCCCUUUGUUCUGGUGUUGUGUCCCACUUCCCAAAAAUAAAUACGGUUAACACUGAUGAACACUGUUGCUUGUAUGUGAUGUCAGAAAUACCCCAUCCGUUCAUGCACAAGUAUGUAUGUAUAUACGCAUAUACAUUUACACACAUAUAUAGACAUUUAUUUAUAUACACAUGCAAGUAUGUAUACUAUAUUCAUGUAUAUUGCAUAGGUUUAGAAAAGAGCAAACAUUUUAAAAGCAUGCUGAUCAUUUGUAUAUGUCUAGUGAACACCAGUAGGCAAAGACAGGUUAAACAGAGAAGUUCCAUUUAUUUUUUUGUUUCCACCAUUGCUAGGCUUAGAUCUGUUAUGGCAUUACUACAAUUGCACUUAGCAUUUUCUAUUACCUGUGUCAUAAAAUUCAUGACCAAGAGUUCCUGUAAUUGUUUAUGUUGCCUUCCAUGAAGCAUGAAACCUACCAUAGCCCCAAGACUUAUCUAUGCUAUGUUUGUAUUUCAAGUAAAGGAGAGUUCUUUCCUCUGUGAUGCUUACACCACUUUACAAGGCUGUUUGUAACACUAACACUCAGUAGGUUGCCUAGUGAUAUUUAAUUAGGGCAGGCUACUUCCGGGAAGGUGUAACUUCAGUGUAGUAUGGGGGUCUGAGCAGCUUGUCUUCCUUCCAGAAGGAGUAGCUAAUGAAAUCACUGAGAACAGCAUAUUUUAUUCAAUUAUGCUAUUUAAAAAUGGGACUUUGUUAAAAUGGCUCAUCAUAACCAUCAAAUAAAACUACUAAUUGUUCUAUUUAAAUGAAUUAUAUUCAUUUUAGGAAAAGAAGUAGAAAAACAUCUAAUAAAUUAGCUUUCUGAUUAAUCUUUAACACUUAUUUAAUAUAAAAUGGCUUCUGCCUGCAUCUUAAUUGAACCACCUUUGAAUCUCUCAACUCCUUUCACUCUGAAUCUCAUACUCAGCUGAUUAGAAGUCCUACAGGUCCUUCUCUGCCAGGUCUGUCAGAUCGACUUGGACCCUACCCUUUUCUGUGUCCCCAGUCAUCCAUUAUCUCUUGUCUCUCUAAGUUUUGGGCCAUAGCGGCAGUCCUGUCCCUGAACUUUCUGCCUACUACUGUCAAUAAUUUUGUCACGCAGUUGCAAAAAUCUUCCCCAGAUAUUAUGCUCAAAAUACAUCAAAAUGAAAUUACCCUCUGGGACAAGUAUACCUUUUACUCAAAGGACACAUGGAUGUCCACUGACCUUGAUCAUCUUAUAGAAUUAUGGCAAGCAUGAUUCUGAAAAUCUAUCAGGUUUAGCAAAUAUCUGUCUUAGUCCCAUGAGGGUACACAAUCACGGCUGCUGCUUCCUCAUUCAACAAUGUAAGCCACAUGCCUCUUUGACGGCACCUGGAGGACUAGGUUAUAGAUUUUACACUGCUGAGGGCCAUCUUUGGUUUUACACUGUCUCCUCACAGCUUAAUGAGAAACCUGAAAAUAAGAACCAAGAAAAGAGUCAUGCCCUUGGACAACCUCCUCUCCCAGGACACUGAGAUUUACUGACCAGGUCCCAGAAAGAAAGCAGAAAAAUAAUUCUUAGGCUCUUGUAGCAUGGAUUUUAAAAUAGAAACGUGAAAAUUGAAUGGUAUCUUCAUAAUGCAUAGACUCCAGAGUCUAUUUACAUAUGUAUUCAGUUAUGCAUGUAAUCAUAUGUCCAUGAAUCAAUCAUAAGUGCAUGUAUUUAAUCAUUAUUUGAAAAAUAUUUGUCACUCUGAGGCAGGCAUCAUACUAAGGAUAUAACAAUGAAUGUAAUAGACAAAACUCUUGAUUUCAUGAAGCUGGCAUCUAGAAGAAAAGACAAAUUCCAAUGUGAUAAGUGCAGUGCAGGAGAACCCCAGGGUGUCCAGCAUGGGCUGGAAAUUCAACCAAGGCUUUAUUGUACCAGCCACUCAUUAGCCAGCAAUGUUUUGGUUCAAUGAAAACAUAAGUAGGAAGAGAAUAAUAUUUUGCAUUUCCAUUUUACUGGAGUCAUAGUAGAUUUCUAAAAAUGUAUCUGAAACUAAGAUUUUAAAACAAGACUUAGAAACACUAUUAAAAUGAAAGCUAAGACUGAUUUAUUCUAGCUCUCAGGAUAGAACUAGGAAAAAUAAGCAGAGUUUUCAGUGGGUUUUGACUAAAUAUAAAGAAGAUGAAGUACAAAUAAUAUGUAAUAGUGGAGUGGAUAUCACAGUUAUAAACUUUCAGCCUCUGUUAGCAUUUAAACAGAGGAUACCUGACCACUCUGAGGGGUGUUGUGAUUAGGAAUAUGUGAUUUGAGGGGGCUAAAAUUAGAUGCUGUGAUUUUUCAAAAGAUAUUUUUUAAUGGCUUUGUUGAAUGGCAGGAUUUUAUUUUAAAAACUCAUGAAAAUCUUGAUUUUUGAUUUGUUAAACUUUGCUUUAUAACUGAGAAUUUUAAAAAUAUCUAGGGGAAUGGCCGUUAGUUAUCAUUUAAAAAAUUUUAAACUAAGCAUGAAUUUAAGAGCUAGUCAAAAGAAAACAUACUAAAAGGUGUAAUUUAAUUAAAAAUACUUCUGGAAGCUUAUAAAUUUUGAUCAGUAUUCUUAGUCAUUGUCAAGUAAAAUUCUAUUAGAAAUCUGUCUUACUGUCCAUCCAAUAUAAAAAAGUGCUGUGGUUUGAUAUUCUAAGAGUUAAGUGUAAUCUAGUAUAACCACAGAAGAAAAUUCUGCCUGUAAGGUAUUUGGGAGCCAAGUAAAUGUACAUGAAAGGCAAUCAUGGAAAACUCUUUGGCUUCUGCCACCAGCGUGGCAACCACAAGGGAGGUCCUACCCAUGGAAAUAAGAAAAUAGUGAUCCAAGUUUUCACCCAACUUUUGAAAUUUCAAUAUUUUGAGCCAAAUGCCUUCUGAAAUGGGAGGCUUUGAUAGUGGGAAAUACUGAAAUUAUCUUUUCCCUCAGACCUUUAGUGAAACACACAUAUAGUUUUCACUCUAUGACAGUAUAAACAACUCAAAUCUAUACUGUUUGUUAAGAACAGUUUCAAGAAUUAAAAAGUGCUUUAGCGUUAUGAUGUAUUGACAUGUUUGAGCUUCAGUUGGGGUUCAAAACAACCCCAACGAGGUGAAUAAUGCAUAUAAUACAUUUUAGAUGAAUGCACUGAAUCUCAGAGCAGUGAAUUCAGCCUGUGCAGAUUCAUAUAGCAAAUGAUAGUGCUGCAGCCAGAACUGGGUCUUUAGAAAUUACAUAUUAACAUGUUUUCUAAGUAAGUCAUUUUCCAUCAUUGCCUUCAAGGAUGUUUUAUAUCAAUUGUUCAGAUUUCCAUAAUAUAGAAGUUGCCUCCAUGAAAAAAAAAUGUUUACCUAAGUUUCCACGGAAAGAAUGAGUUAGAAAUAAGGGAGAAUGUGAAAUCAAAAAGUCAGAGUUUUUGCUGUCGGAGAGAGGCUUGUCAGCUUGUACAUAGUUCAAGCAAAGAAAAGUCUAAUGUUUGCAUACCAGGGUGGAUUUCAAGAGAAGAAAUUAACAGUGAGCGUUAAUGGCUUCUUUAACUUAUUUGUGAUUCUCAGCAUUUAAAAAAUGUUAGUCCUAUUUUUCUUCCUUUGAAGUCACUAUUAGGAUGAUAUAAUUUCUGAAUGCUGCAACAAAAAAUGUUAAAAAUGGCCCUGACAUCCAAGACUCUAUUGCUCUAAGUUUAUGGGUGGGUAUGCAAGCUAAGUGUUAUGAUAAUACAUAGUCAUAUACAUAGAGGUUUAAUACACCUAUGGGAAAUUCCGGCAUAUUUGAAGUAGAGAAAAACAAACAGGCUUGAAAUGUCCUUCAGUUCAGAAUCUCAUACUUUACAAGGGACAUUUAUGGGCAGAUUGGUGAAUAUGUAGAAGGAGGAUGUUUGAUCUGGAAAGAAGACAAAAUUGGAUUAGGAAUAAGAAUAUGUAGAGGAGUUAGGUUAAGUAGGACUGUUAGUUUCAAAUUCUGCAGGGAAGAUGAUUUGUAGAAUAAAAUAAGGAAAGAAAAGAGCAGUAACACAUGAAAAGGAGUUAGCUUUAUUACUUAUAAGGAUUUAUUUUUCCUAAACAUUGCAUCCAGAAAAACAGUUUGGGCUUUCUGAAAAACAGUGAAGUUGUUAUCACUGUUUCUUCUAGUAGUUAAGUGAAGAUUGAACAACUAACUCAGAGAUCAAAGGCAUAUCUUUAAUUGUGAGAGAUCUUGGACUAGAAAAACUCUGUGAGAUUUUCUUGGUUUAAAUGUCUAUAAUUUUAGACUGGAACAGAACUCAAUUUGAGCCUAUUUUUUUCCCCCAGGUUCCUGCCAACUAGAUAGCAAUGAAGGCAUUUUUUAAAAAAGCUUCCAUCAUUGCAAAUAUAUCCCAAAUCACUUAGCAGCGGGGAUUUCAUGACCCUAAAAAGUUGCCUUGCUUACACAAACACACCUAUGCUUUAGUAGAAACAUAUCUUUUUUAGGAGAUUUGGGAAUUGGCUAGCAUUUUUGCCAAUUGUUAGCCAAUUUAGGAGAUUUGGAAAUUGGCUAGCAAUUUUGCCAAUUGUUAGCCAAUUCCCAAAUCUCCUAAAAAAGAUAUGUUUCUACUAAAGCAAAAAGGUCACAGAUUCAGGAGUCAAAGUGAAAACAAAGGAUUUAGUGUUCUUUCCCCUACUUACUACCCAUUUGUUGUUUGGGAUGUAGAGUCAGGACUGGAGAAGAGGGUGGGAAAUUCUAUAUCCUCUGCCAAUACAGAGGCAUGGAGGCACUUUCUAUAACUUUGUGUCAUGAAACAAGACUUAACCCCAUAUCAGUAGACUAAUGUUUCUGUCAUAUUUCUGUCUAGGUGGAUUACAGUUUUAAUUGCCCAUCAUCCCUUAAUUCUGUAAUACAGCUUGAGUUCCUAGAUUUCAGGUUGACUGGGUGAGGGAGGAAGUCACUUGAGGUAAUUUUAAGAAAUGAAUCCAUAUCCAGAGUCUUGCAGAAAAGACCUGCUUCUACUCCACCUUCUUUCUUGUUCUACUUCUUGCCUCUGGUUUGGGGGCAUAAAAGAGGGGCAGAGUUGUGAGGAAAGGAAAAAAGAUUCUCAAAAGUAGUACAAUAAGAAGACCCUAGUAGUAACACAAAUUCUCAUGGUAAUCUCAAACAACUGAUAGUGUUAGCAGAUAUUGAAAAUCAAACUCAGGAAACAUACAGAAAGAUUAAAUUUGUUCAAAGUGGCUUCAAGGGGUAUUAGUUGUGAAAAUUUCAGUUUAUGCAGCAUAGAAGAAUUAGAUUGUGUGUGGAACUUGGGGGAAGUAGGGUCAGCUAAUAGAAGAACUUUUUAAUGGAGCUUUCCAAAGGACGAGGUGGUUUUUGGAAGGAGUUUGUCCAACCUCUUAUAAUACAUUAUGCCUGUCCACAAACUUGUUCUGGUCCCUGAUAAAGUUUGAAAAAAAUAAGGAAUAUUUAGGGUUUUUUCCCACAAAUCUCAAUAUAUUCACUUAAAAAUUCAGAGACUGUGACCUUGUUAUUUUGGGUUUAAAUAUACAUUUUCCUCUUAAAAAUGAUAGAUAUAUGUUUACAAAUUGUCUUUACUCUUCACUUAUAAAACACACACAUACAGAUAGGAUAGUCCUGUCAGUUUACCCUAUUUUUUGUUUCAAAUUUAUAGGUAAUUUCAAAUUUAUAGGUGUUGGUGAGAUUUAUCACUUUUAAGAUACCAUCUAGCCUUGAUAUUUGUUGUACCUUCUAUAUGCAACCAAAUGGCUCCUGAUCUCCUGAUCUUCUGGAGAUCAAAGAAUUUUUAUUCGCCACUCUCCCCACCCAUCAUUGGUUGGAUUGAGACUCUAAUUACAUACAAGCAUAAUUUCCAAUGCAAGUAGAACUUUGAUGCUCUCCCUGACUUACCGAUUAUAAGUUGGGAAAGUUUGGAUUCUUGCCAUCCUGGGGAAGGAGAUUUAGAACUCUCAUAGACAAAAUAUUCUAACACAACAGAAUAUUUUGCAAAACACAUCUUUGAAAAGUCAGGGGCCAAAAUAGUCUCAGCAAAGGUUAGCUUGGCUGUUUUUUAAAAUUACCAAUAGUUAAGUGGGCAACCAUGAAUCUGAAUAUUAUACAGACCACCACUGACUGAAACUGAGGAAAACCAUUCUUGUGAAAAACUAAGGAAUAGAGGACAAUCUCAGUUCUAAAAGAAUGAAUAUAUUUGAUUUAAUUUGAUUUCUGAGUGGGAAAACGUUCCCAGGCAUCCAGGGUACCCUUGGCUGUGGGUAUUCCACUCGCAAAGGCUACAUCUGUAUGAAGAGUUGCAGUCACAUUAUAAAGGGCUUUUUCAUGAUUUCUGAUUCUGCCCUAUCACAUCCCAGAGCCAUGCUUUUGCAAAGCUGCCAGCUGGCAGGUGGAAUCCAUAAACAAGUAGCAGCUGUGGCAGUAGAAAGAUUAAAGUUUUAUUUCCAGGUAAAGGAGGAUUCAGAUAAUACGAAGUGGAGGGAGGGUGGGUGGGGGGGGGGGGGUGGGAUGGGAAAGGGAAGAAUGAAGUUUUUUGUAACAAAGUCAUAAAGUAUUUUUCCCUAAUUUUCUUGCAUUUCCUAUUUAUAUAAAGUAUCUUGAUCACUGUGUUGCACUACAGAGAUUUUCAAUGGAGUUAAUUUGGGAGACUGAACUAAUCUCUGAAAAAGAAAUUGACUAGUUACAGUUACUUUUUGGACACUUUUUCUGUAUUGUGAAUUGUGUGGAAAUGUACAGAAUAAAAAUGAAGAAAUGUA
Molecule: messenger RNA, 13586 nt
Organism: Homo sapiens (human)
Lineage: Eukaryota; Metazoa; Chordata; Mammalia; Primates; Hominidae
Gene: DGKI
Product: diacylglycerol kinase iota
Exons: 35
Coding region: 113-3403 (1096 amino acids)
Biological process (GO): platelet activation; lipid phosphorylation; signal transduction
Cellular component (GO): cytosol; Schaffer collateral - CA1 synapse; synaptic vesicle membrane
Molecular function (GO): ATP-dependent diacylglycerol kinase activity; kinase activity; GTPase inhibitor activity
Source: RefSeq, a predicted model, not a curated record